CGCUUCCACGCCACGUUCUUUGGUGCGUCACAAAUUCAAUUCAAUUCAUCCGAAUCCCACAAACCCUUCCACAUCUUCCAUUCUUUCUUCUACGUUUCGCUUUUUAGGUUCGUUGUUUGGGUCUUUUUUCUUUUAAUUAAAAGCCGAUCGAUACCACACACUUCUUGUAGUAGUAGUAGUAGUAAUAUCGAUGGAGGUCGCCGGCGUUGUACUCCGUCAGGCUCCGUGCUUCUCUUCGAGCGGUGGUGAUGCCUUCAACUCCCUGCACUUGCACUCUUUUCCGAAGAUGAAACCGGCCAGAUCUUUCUGUCUUAAACAAUCAUUCAAUGUGAAGUCCCUUGUUGCUUCCGUGGGUUUUGAUGAGUUUUCCGACAAGAGCCACUUACAAUAUUAUAACGGGCCGAUGAUGGCUGUAAAGGAGAAAGAUAUUGCUUCAAAGAAGAAAGAUAUGAAGAAGAAACUGAAACUGCUCAAGGGUUUGUCCAAGAAUUUGUCUACUUUCUCUGAUAUGGGCUUCGGUUUGAAUCCUGAUGAUGGGUUGGAUCACCAAGUUAAGGGACAGAUGAUCUCGGAAGCAACAGAGGUGUUACUUGGACAAUUACAGAAGCUAAAAGCAGAGGAGAUGGAAUCGAAGAGGAUGAAGAAAGAAGAGAAGGCGAAGAAGAAAGCUGCCAAGAUGAUGAUGGUUUGCAAUGAGUCGUCGUCUUCGUCGGAGAGUUCUUGUUCUUCAGAAUCUGACUGUGAGAACAUGGUUGAUAUGAAGCAGCUCAAAACAGUAACAACCCCAAAAGUCAUCCUUCAAGAAGUAACACCAUCACCAUCACCAUCACCAUCUUUGAGUAUCACGGAAAUCCCAGGCUUGAUUCCUAGCGACGUAUUGGUUAGUGUUGAUGAGGGAAUUAACAAGAUAGAGGUUUGCAUGGGUGGGAAGUGCAAGAAAUCUGGAGCUGAAAUGUUGCUGGAGAAUUUUCAGAAGGCGGUAGGAGGCGGAGAAGCGGCGGUGGUGGGUUGCAAGUGUAUGGGUAAGUGCAGAGAUGCUCCGAAUGUGAGGGUAGGCAAUGGGGGUCCGGUGUGCAUCGGAGUUGGAGUGGAGGAUGUUGAUUCGAUUGUGAGUAAUUUCUUUGGUGGCAGUCGGAGAUGUGGUUCUGAUAUGGUUCCGGCGAUGUAUGGUGUUUGAUUCCACAUAUACGUAUGUACGUACAGAUUCCAGCUUUAUACGAUUGGAAAUGGAUCAAUUCCAAAUGUAAAUGUUUGUUGGAUUAGAUUUUGGUAACUUGUGUAGAUAAGAUAUGGGUUGUUUUUGGUUGAUUAUGAUUGGGUACUAGUAAAAAUAUAUAUAUAUAGAGCAAGUUGCAAAUUGUAAUUUACAGAA
Messenger RNA from Lactuca sativa (garden lettuce), 1372 nucleotides. RefSeq names its product diacylglycerol acyltransferase (gene DGAT3). NCBI's taxonomy places the organism in Eukaryota, Viridiplantae, Streptophyta, Magnoliopsida, Asterales, Asteraceae. The record is from RefSeq and is a predicted model, not a curated record.